This is a messenger RNA of Didymodactylos carnosus, 1093 nucleotides long. The record is from the annotation of a GenBank genome assembly. NCBI's taxonomy places the organism in Eukaryota, Metazoa, Rotifera, Eurotatoria, Philodinida, Philodinidae.
ACUUGUCAGCCAACAUAUAUAUAUCGAAAAAACAAAUCUGGUAAUAUUAUUAUGACCAAUUAAUCAGACAUUUGUACAUGAACCUUUAACUUUUGCAUUAUGAAAAAUAGAAAAAUAAAAUGAAUUUUAUUUUACUAGUAAUUAUAAAAAAAUUAGUGUAAAAAAAAAUGUGUUCUGAGUAUUCUUUCUUCCACUUAAAUGGUUGCUAAUAAGUAGAUCGCAACAGUGUUGAAAUUUAUAUGCAUCUCAAUUGUCUUCAAGGUAGUCUUAAUUGUUGUAGUACUGUUAUGUUAUUCUUGUUUUAGGCGCUCGAUGGAUUUUUUUUCACAAUUAAUCAUAAUUCUGAAAUUGAUUUUGUAAGUGACAAUGUUGUACAAUAUCUAAAAUUUACUCAGGAAGAAUUAGUUGGUCGUAGUCUUUUUCAUUGUGUACAUCCAAGUGAUGUUAGUGAAUUUAGCAAAGCAUGGAGAACAUCAGAAAAAUGUGCAGGAGAUGAUAAGAGCGAAAAUAAUAACGAAAAUCAAUCACGUGGUAAAACAUUUCUUUGUCGUAUAAGAGCAAAUGAUGAUCCAAAAGAGUCAUCUGAACAGUCGGCAAAUAACCGAACAACUUAUGUUAAUAUGCUUGUUUCUGUUGCUUUACAUCACGAUUCAUCCGGUACUGAUCGAUUAUGUUUGGCAUGUAUAGCAAGAAGACCAUUAGAAAAAUAUGAUAAACCAGCCAUACUGGGUUUAGAUCAAUUUUCGUCACGUAUUAAUCUUAAUUUUGAUAUACAAUGUUUUGAUUGCAGUCAUAUGAAAUGUGAAAAAAUAAAUCAAGAUUAUCAUGGGAAGAACUUCAAAGAUUAUGUGCAUGUGAAUGAUGUAGCCCAUGUAGUACGGCAUUUUCAAGAUGUAAUUGAAAAAGGUGAAGCAAAAAGUCCCGUAUAUCGUUUUCGACUACAAGACGGUGCCUAUGCAUUUGUAAAUACAAGAAGUAAACUAUUUUCAAAUCAGACAACAGGAUUAAAAUCAGAUUCUAUAUUAUCGACUCAUACAAUUGUUCGUUUAAUUGAAAAUUCCAAUGAUUUACAUGGGAAUGCAAGUACGCGUUU